AACUAGCAUACGGCAACCCUAGCGGACAAACUUUUCGUUCUGAAAAGUUGGAUUAUAGGGAAGAGUAAAAAUACUGAAUAAAUUUGUGUUUUAUGUUUCAUAACACCUUUUUAACUUUCACUUUGAAUUAGCAUAUUUUUUCUAUAUUGAAAUUAUUGACGCUAAAUAUGUAAAAUGUAGCAAAUUAAAGAACGACUUAACCAAUAUUCACAGCUGCCCGAUUGGAAGCGUUUGAAUGACGCAGAUAAUUUUGACAACUGUGACCGUUUUUUCAGGAAAAUUUAGGAGUGAAAAGUACUACUAGAAAAAAACGUUGAUAUCCUCUUUAUUGAGAUAUACAUACAUGUAAACAAAACAAUGAUGUUUCUUUUAUUGGACAUGGAAAGUCAACGAAGACGAUGAAUUGACAAAGACCAUUCAUCUCGGACAAAUAAGGUUGGUUGUGAUAAUAUGGCUACCUACACAGCUGGGAAUAAUUCGGUGGAUCUUGCCAUAGACCCGCUCAUCACAUGCCAACUUUGUCUGAUGGAGUGUUCCCUGCGGGAAAUGUACGAGCUGAAGGAUUGUAAAUGUCUCUAUUGUGAAAAGUGCAUGAGACAGUACCUGCAGGUGUUGAUUACCGAUGGCAGUAUUCUAACAAUUACAUGUCCUGAUGCCAAGUGUAAAAAGCAAGGGAGGAUGGAAGCUCCAGAGAUUGAGUCUCUUGUAGAUGCAAGUUUGUUUGCCAGAUAUCACAGACUAAGGCAUCAAAGAGAGAUUGAGUUGGAUCCCAAUCGUACCUUUUGUCCGGAGGUGGGCUGUGAGACUGUGUGUCAUGUUUGUAGCACGUCGUCAGGGGAACACUACAGUCCCAUUCCUGUAGACUGCCCAGAGUGUGGACUCCAGUUUUGUUCAGUGUGUAAGGCGAAGUGGCAUGAGACCAGAACAUGUGAUGACGUUAUGUUUAGUGGCAGGCAGGAGGAUGCUGGAAUUCCCUACAACAGCAGAGAAGACGCAAUGAUCAAGCGGUGCCCAGUGUGUCGUGUACCUAUAGAACGGAACGAUGGUUGUGCUCAGAUGAUGUGUAAACGCUGCAAACACGUCUUUUGCUGGUAUUGUCUGGCCUCACUAGAUCACGACUUUCUUCUCAGACAUUAUGACAAGGGACCAUGUAAAAACAAACUUGGGCAUUCCAGAGCAUCAGUUAUUUGGCACAGAACACAGGUGGUUGGGAUCUUUGCUGGCUUUGGAGUCCUGCUCUUGGUUGCCUCCCCUUUCCUGCUCCUGGCGGCACCGUGUAUUUUAUGCUGUAAAUGUAAGCUGUGUAAAUGCUGUGAAGAAGAUGACGAUGUCAUUGAUGUUGUGACAGCAUGACAAGAUGUCAUCAAAUUUGUGACACCAAAACAUUUAUGGAGACCAAAAUAUUAGAGUGAGGAGGGCAAGUUUAUGAAAAUUUAUUCCACAGUGUUUUGAAAACACCAUUUAUUGAAGGAUUAUCAUCUCGAAGAAAUAUAUUUUUAGUAUGAUUUGGAUUGAGUGGGUAAAUAAGUAUAAUGUCUUGACACCUCACUGGUUUGUAUAACAACCUGUAGAGGUACAUGUAUGGUGUUAAAUCUGUCUUGUUACAGAUUUUGAUGUUUUCCUAUAGAUUCUAUAGUUUUCUAACUCAGUUAUGAUGUCACUCACAUCUGCUUACAUAACUCUAUGAUUAUGGUGUCACACCUGUUUCCAAAUAAUAUUGGAUGUGAACACUUCAUCUGCUACUAAAAAUGUAAAUAAAUGUGUGCUGCUAGAAUUAGAAAUGUAUAAAAUUCGAAUAAUAUGUAAUGAAAAAGUCCUUGACUGAAUAUCGGGAAACAUGACUAUCCUCAGUCGUUGUGCUGAAGCAAGCUCGAUCUGCUGCUACCACGCAACAACCUCGGGCAGGCAUGUAUCCCGAUAUUAAGUCAGUAACUUGUGAAUAUAAAAUUUCACUGUCAUGAAGAUGGUAUGGUAAUUUUUCAACAAUGAUAUCUAUAUACUUUUUAUUCACUUACAGAUUCAACAGAUGUCUCAAAUAUAUGUGCAGUGUAGAUUUAAGAAACAUUUAGCUUAAUUGGUAUGUUUUUGAACUUUGGUGUAAACUUUUAUAUGUUUUAUGAAUGGAAAAUUUUAGUUUCCUGAAUUUGUCACAAACCAAAAAAUAUCACAGCUUCUUGAUGCUUCUGUUCUACAAGGAUUUAUUGUUCCUUAUGUAGACUGUAGAAUAAUGAUAAUUGUAAUGUUUAGACUAGUGAGGUAUUUAGGUGCAUCAUUGUAUAUUUCAUCAGGGUAUAUCGGUACUAGUACAUUAUCAUUAGGGAUGCUUAGUAUCAAAAUUAUUACCAAAGUUCAAACUUAUAUAAUCAUGUAGAAUUCUAUAGAAAUUUAAGGUGCUCUGCAGUAUUAAUUUCCAAGAGUCUGCCUUUACCCCCUCUACAAAGAACAUAUGAGGGAGUUUACAGGAAUUGCACUGUCCAUCUCUCCAGAUAUUUUUUUUCUUGGAGAUUGUCUCAGAACCCCCCCCCCCUAAUUUUGUAAAAAUGUCCCAGGGGUACUGUACAUGGAUUAAUUCAUUCAAUUUUGUGAAAGCUGCAUGUCUUAUUUUAUAUAUUUUUGUUCUGUACUUCUAUUAAUACAGUCAUGUGUUUGCAACAUGGAGAGGUAGGAUGCUCAUACACUGGACAGGGAUUGGACUCGUUCCUGCCCAAUCAAACAACAUUUAAGCAAUGUCAAGGUCGUUUAUACAAAAAAGUACUGGACAGUGAUAUCAGAUACCCAUGAUGCAUGGAUUUUGGCAGUUCAUACAAAUUGAUAUUGAAAUAUGUAGUCUUUUUGAAAAUAUGAACCAGUGUAAAUGUACCAUGUAUUUCUAUUAGUCCCAGUAGGACAGGUAAGUUUACGGUUCAUUAAAGAUUUGUAUUAUUUUGAGAGAGCAUCUGUGACAUCUUUAAUCGGAGGUUUUUUUUACUGUCAUGCAAUAAUCAUAUCUUAAAACAAAAACUGAUAUUUGUAUUUUUAUAUAUCACAAUUAACAUACCGGGUAUUUACAAGUUCUAGAUGUUAAGGAAGUUUUAUUCAUGAAAUGUAAGUACUCAUUACAUUGAUCAAGAAGGAAACAUUUGUGCACUGUUUGUAUACUGGUGAAAUUUCCUAAGUUUAAGUUCACUACAUGUGUUUUUGACAGGUUCUGAAAUGUAGUCUAACUAAUUUGUUAUAGUUAUUUCCCAAUAAUAUUGCACAACAGACUUUAUUAUAUAUGUGUGUGUGUGUGUGUUUGUAUGUAAUGGACAAUUUGAUCAUACUUGUGUAAUGCCGGGAUCCUGGGCGAUAUGCGUAUUACUAUUAAGGUAAGACUUGAUGCUUUUUCUAUACAUUAAACAAUAUUGCAUACAGCCAUGAAAAGUUUGUAUAGUUAAUUUAUAAGUGUUAUCAACCAUAGAUACACCAUUGAAAUAGUGCUGAGACAUUCUGUAGAUUAGAAUGAGUAUUAUUAGCACAUUGAAAUAGUGCUGAGACAUUCUGUAAAUUAGAAUAAGUAUUAUUAGCACAUUGAAAUAGUGCUGAGACAUUCUGUAGAUUAGAAUGAGUAUUAUUAGCACAUUGAAAUAGUGCUGAGACAUUCUGUAAAUUAGAAUAAGUAUUAUUAGCACAUUGAAAUAGUGCUGAGACAUUCUUUAGAUUAGAAUGAGUACUAUUAGCAACACAGGUUCCAUUGUCAGUCAGAAACUGUACAGUACCAGUAUUUUUUCAGAAUUUCAUCCUCCGACAAAUUUUGAUCUUGUAAUACUUUAUGUGUAUUUAUUUGAGUGUUUUAAAACUAUUGCAAUAAGAUCUGUUGCUCGCUAAUGACAAUGGCGAAAUCUUCAAUUAGUACCUCUGUUGUGUAAGAUGAUGGGUUUACAGAAGAAUAACGAAUUAAAGAAUAACAAGGGUAUAACAUACAUAUUUUUCUUUGGAAUUUGUCCAUUUGAUACACUGUAGUACAUUAUUAAACAAUUGUGAUAAAUAUAAAUGAGGUUACCCAUUUAGUUUGCAAAAAAUCAAACUUUUAUCGUGGAUUCUUUUUUGAUCCCAUUUUCCUAAUUAGGAUUGUAUAGGGAAUGUGUGCAGCUGUUUGUUUCAUCAUCAACUAACAAUGUGUUUCAAACAUAGGAUUUUUUGAAAAGUUGUUUAUUGUAGAAAUAUGUUGUAUUUAAAGGGACUGAUUCACGAUUUUCUCCAAAAUUUUCUAUUUCACUUUUAAUGAUCAAAAUCUACUAUCUAAUGUAUUUUUAAGAUUUCACAUAAAAAUCAAGGUUAUACAAUAUCACAGAAGCUCAUUUUAGAAAGUUAUAAUUAUUUGUUUUGUAAACAAAGAUUGGGGUAUGUUAUUGUUUACAAUUUCAAAAGAAUGGAUAUUGAUCUAAGUUUAUUUUAUCUUUCACAUUUCAAGCAUUUUGGGGGUAAAAUGUGUCAUCUAAAAGUUAAAAUUUGUGACUAUGCAAAAUUAAGAUGCUUUACAUUACAAAAUCAACAUUUCACUUGUUUGUUUGUUUACAUAAAAAGACUUGAGUCUUUGUUUACAUAACACAGAUUUAAGGCUAAAGUAUUGCUUUUAUUCUUGUAUUCAGAAGGUCAAAAUUUGGGCUGUCAACAUUAAAUGAGUUAUGUUUUUAAUGUUUAACAACAAAAAUGAAAUAUAUUUUUAUCAAAAAUCGUGAACCAGUCCCUUUAAUGGUUGUGUAAGUAUGAGAAAAAUUGACUGUUCAGUUUUUAACGAAAAGCAAACUAAGUGCUCUUUUCAUCACACACCCCCCCCCCCCCCCCCCCUCCUUCCUUACAGGUAUGCUAGUAAAGAGUGUUGUCAAUGAAUGUCGCUGACUUUUAAAAAUGGAGAAAGAAACAGAUUGUAGAGUAAUUAUUGGGGUAAUAGUUGAGUUUCUACCAGAAAACCGUUUUAAGUAUAACAGGUAAAUCUGAAGAAUCACCACAUGAGUAGAAUAGUUCAUUUUUAUUCCUACACAUCUCUUCAGGUAAACAGGAAACUUGUACAACGUAAUGUAUAAGCAUUUGACAGAAAUUGACUUUAACGGAUCUUAUACCUGUAUACAGUAUAAUGUUCAGAGGAUGUACAAGUAAAUGUUUAAAACUGCAUCUGAAUUACUCCUCUUUGAAUGAAAUUUGAAAAUGAGAAAAUGAUUCUUUAUAUCUUAUAUAUUUUUCUAAUCAUUAAAUUGUUAAUUGAAUGAAAACAAAGAUGUUUCUCAAAAGACCUUGCAAAACUGACGUGUUAAAUUUUAUGGUGCAACAGUGUGUUUAACGUCACAACUGCAGUAUAUCAGAUAGUUCCCUGCACAGAGCACUUGAAAAUUCAUAUUUGCGAUAGUCCUUGAUAGCAUAUUUGAUGUUUUAGCAGAACCUUAAAAACAGUGCUCUUGCUUCAAUGCCAAUAAUGCUAGAAUAUGAAUCCUGCUUUAAUAAGUACACAUAAAGUAUUGAAAUUUUAAAAGGAUUUCUAGAAUCAAAGAAUCCACAAAUCUAUAUCCAAUACAAGAGAGAAAAAUCAGUCAACCAUAAAAAUAAUUUAUUCCGUUGUUAACUUUCAAUCAGGAAUUAAUGGAUGUCAUGUUUGCCAGUAUGUGGAGAGCUACCUUUUGCAGUGUAUAUGUUAUCUGUGAUAAGUAUUGUGUCAUUUUUCAUUUAUACUAUUUGUUGAACAGAUCUUUUCGCAUCAUUCCGUUGUUAUUGUAGAUGUUUUAUUUUGUGUACACAAAGUUGUCAUAUAUUGCUGCAGGUGUGAGAUAGUUGUGCAAUGCUUUGUUUUAUAGAAAUUUUGCAUGUUGAUAUUGACAAUAUGGGCAUACAUGUACUAUUUUAUUUGCUAUGUUUUUUGGCUUUGCUUUUAGAGGGUUUUUUUUUUGUUUUUGUUUUUGCUGAAACCCAAUUUUUGAAUGAAUUCUUGCAUGAAGCAACUGAAACCACAUUGGCAAAAAAAAAAAUAAAAAAUCUCCACAAACCAUUUUUCAUCUACAGCCCAGUUUUCAUGCCAUGUUGUGCUGUAAACCACAUUGCUUUAGGUUUAAUGCAUUUAAUCCUUUUCUUCACAUUUUUUAAAUAAAAGAAAGAAAAUUUGUAGGUUUCAUAUAUUUAGAAAUAUUUACACUACUUCAUUUCUGCAAGAUCAGUAUUGUGAGUUUAUAUGCGAGAAAAGAUUUUCCUGAUAUUUUACCAAUGGACAAAUAUUGUGAGAACUUAAAAUUAUUUGUAAGUUUGUUAUCAAGAUAUAUCUCAUGAAAUUAACUAAAAAAUAAAUCCUUGUGAACAAAAUUCAGUUCUUGGCAUAUAAAUUGAUAAUCCAUUUGUAGUGUUAUAUUAAGGGAUAUUAUAAAUGAAUUAUAAAAGGCUCCGUUUGCCCAUCAAAAUUUACAUUCAUGCUGUUGUUUCAAAGUUUAGUGUAUUUUGUGCAAAAGUCCAAUGUAACUCGGAAAUGUUAUUCUCAUUUAAAUAAAAUUGAUGUAAAACCAGAAUGAUGACAUAGCAAACAUGUUUUGCUGCCAUUUUGAUAUAAAAUGACUAUAAUUUUCAACAGCUUUUUUUUGUUUGGAAACAUCAACAUAGGCUUAGACAAACUUAGUAUUUAUACCAUAGAUUUAUUUUUCUACUGCACUCUCAUAGAAAAAAUUUGUUUUUCCAAAAUUGUGGUUUAUAUCUGAAACAAUUGAAUUAUGUGAAACUGUAUUAGACAUGAUUUAGUCUUUUGAAAUCAAUGCUGUCUUCAUUUCCAUUCCUAAACUACAGACUAUCUAAAUUUUUGUUUAAAAACAUUCAUCAUAACCAUAAUGUGGGUUUUCAGUACAUUGUAUCGUGUCUGUGAUAUAUAACUUUUUUUUAUUUUUGAACAAGGAUAAUGUGUUAUUACUUUGCUUUGAUGAGAGUCUACAGGCUUGCUGACCAAUUCUGAUCGGUUUUCUUCUUCAGGUAUCUGAUGUUCAAGGAAGUGGGGUUUGCAAAUAAAAAAUUUAUUAGUUUGUGUUAUGAUUUGUUAUUUAGAAAAUUACUGAUGAGGUAAAUAUUGUUAUUAUUUUCAGUUCAUUGUUUUAAUAUUUUGUUCUUAUCCUUGUAUUCAAACAAAUGCACUUCAGUUAGUAUAUUUUCAUGAUCUUUUGUGAUUUAAAAUUUGUAUUUAUUGUCAUCUCAGUGCAACAAAGUUGAAGUGGAUAUUACAGUGACAGGUGCUUGUUAAUACUUGUUUAACUCUUCCUGAUGAUUGCUCGGCAUUCAUAACUAUCUUCUGCAGUGUUUAACACUCUAUUUUAGUUUUUAUAAAAAAAAAAUGAUUUUGUUUUGUGAACUGGAUAUAAUUGAUGUGUGUUUUGGAUCUUUGUUUUCCGUUCAUUAUGAUAUUGCAAACUAUGACCCAUACUGUAAAAGACCAUGUACUAUGUUGUUUCAUUCCAGUGUGGUUUUGUGCUGUUAUUGAUUUUAUCUUUACCACCUGCAAGUGCUAGUCUAAUGCAAAUGUUUAUUGUGAUAUAUGUUUUGGUAUAUGAAAAAAAAAAUGUUAAUGUGCUGUUAAUAAUAAAAAUAUUGUAAAUUUGUA
Ostrea edulis (European flat oyster) is the source of this 7579-nucleotide messenger RNA. Its product is annotated as E3 ubiquitin-protein ligase RNF144A-like. Bases 451 to 1353 code for a protein of 300 amino acids. Gene Ontology annotation, molecular function: zinc ion binding; ubiquitin protein ligase activity; ubiquitin conjugating enzyme binding. Gene Ontology annotation, biological process: protein polyubiquitination; positive regulation of proteasomal ubiquitin-dependent protein catabolic process; ubiquitin-dependent protein catabolic process. The transcript is spliced from 9 exons. The record is from RefSeq and is a predicted model, not a curated record. Gene Ontology annotation, cellular component: cytoplasm; ubiquitin ligase complex. Lineage: Eukaryota; Metazoa; Mollusca; Bivalvia; Ostreida; Ostreidae.